UUGCUUGAAAGUAGUGGUGGGAAGGAAAUGUUUGGGGUCUGAGCUAUGAUUGGCCGAGCCCGAGCCACGCCCCUAACCCUUUCCCCCUUUUUCCCCCUCCCCUCCUCCUCUCCGGUAGGGGUGUGUUGAGGGAGACCGGGAUCGGCCUGGGGCCAACAUGAACCAAAGGGAGGGAAGUCUGGACCCCCAGGCUGACUUCUCAAUCUCAUUCCUUCCCCAUUUGGAGGCCAAGAUCCGCCAGACACACAACCUUGCCCGCCUCCUGGCCAAAUACGCAGAGCAGCUGCUGGAGGAGUAUGUGCAGCAGCAGGGAGACCCCUUCGGGCUGCCGGGCUUCUCACCACCGCGGCUGGCACUGGCCGGCCUCAGUGGCCCGGCCCCGAGCCACGCGGGGCUCCCGCUGUCCGAGCGGCUGCGUCUGGACGCGGCUGCCCUGGGUGCGCUGCCCGCGCUGUUGGAUGCCGUGCGCCGCCGCCAGGCGGAGCUGAACCCGCGCGCCCCGCGCCUGCUGCGGAGCCUGGAGGACGCGGCCCGCCAGGCUCGGGCUCUGGGAGCCGCGGUGGAGACGGUGCUGGCCGCUCUGGGCGCAGCCGCCCGCGGGCCGGGGUCGGAGCCCGUCGCCGCCGCCGCCGCCGCCCUCUCCCCGGCCAACAGCGCUGCGGGCGUCUUCUCGGCCAAGGUGCUGGGGCUCCACGUGUGCGGCCUCUAUGGCGAGUGGGUGAGCCGCACCGAGGGCGACCUGAGCCAGCUGGUGCCCGGGGGCGUCUCCUGAGGGUCGGUACGCUGUCCCACCUCGGUGGCUUCUGUCGCUCCAUCUGUGUCGGUGUGUUCUUGGACUGUCCCCGCCUUUCUGCAUUGUAUGGUCUCUGUCUCUUUGGAUCUUGUCUCCUCAGGGAGCUUCGUGUGCCUACCAGUUUCUCGUUUUUUCCUCUUUUCCUCUGUCUUGAAUUCUUUUGUCUCUGAGAGGUUUCUAUCUCUCGUUC
This is a messenger RNA of Peromyscus eremicus (cactus mouse), 983 nucleotides long. Its product is annotated as cardiotrophin-1. The transcript is spliced from 3 exons. Bases 158 to 772 code for a protein of 204 amino acids. Lineage: Eukaryota; Metazoa; Chordata; Mammalia; Rodentia; Cricetidae. The record is from RefSeq and is a predicted model, not a curated record.